AAAGAGAAUGGGUUGCAUAAGAUUAAGCAAUCAUUAAAUGACAAACUUUUUGACAGUAAACAUAUGUGAACAAAAAUAUAUUUUUGUAAAUCGACUCAUCACCAUAGUCAUAGACCAGCAUUUCAGUAGUUUUCUAGGAAGACCCUUCGAAUUUUCCAACAGCAAGAAAAAAUGGCAGCAAAAUCGACUGAUGAUAUAUUAAGAAACGAAAAAGCUAUGGAACAGUGCUAUGAAAAUUUAAUUGUUAUAGAUAUUGGAGCAAAUUUGACCAAUAAAAAAUAUAGCAGAGAUUUGGAUUCUGUUAUUCAGCGGGCAAAAGACGCAGGCGUCCAGAAAAUAAUGGUAACAGGGACAUCUGUAAAAGCUAGCAAAGAAGCCUUGAGAUUAACAAGAAUAUAUCCUGGUACAUUGUAUUCUACUGCAGGUAUACAUCCUCACGAUGCAAAGUCUUACACUGAUGAGUCCUGGAAUGAGUUGGUCUCUAUUGCUCAAAAUCCAGAAUGUGUAGCUGUUGGAGAAUGUGGUUUGGAUUAUAAUAGAAAUUUCUCAGAACCACAAGAGCAAAGGAGGGUCUUCCGAAAACAAAUUGAGUUGGCUUGUAACAUUCAAAAACCCCUUUUUGUUCAUGAAAGAGAUGCUCAUGAGGAUCUUUUAGAAAUAUUAGGAGAAUACAGUAGUCGUUUACCACCUGUUGUUAUACAUUGUUUCACAGGUACUUCUGAACAUGCCUUAAAUUAUUUGGACAAAGGAUUUUACAUAGGAUUAACAGGUUAUUUAUGUAAGGAUAAGUCUGACAAAGGUGUUCGUAAACUCCUUGUUGAAAACACAAUACCAUUAGAUCGUCUAUUGGUGGAAACUGAUGCUCCAUUUAUGUAUCCCAACACACGUGCCUCUAAACUUCCAGUUCAUGUAAAAGAUGGACUAUCAGAAAGGUCCAUGACAUUUUUACACCGAUACUGUACAUUUCAACGCAAUGAACCCUGUUCUUUGCCAGCCAUUGUGGAAAUGAUUGCUGCCUUCAUGAACAAAAAGCCUGAAGAAAUUGCUUUAUCGACUUCAUUCAAUGCUUUAAAAUUAUUUGGGCUGUCACAGUAAAUGAUGGGUUACAGAAAUUAUUCUUGAGCAAACAAAAGGUGUUUUCAGUAGGAAAAAUAAGAGCCACAUUGACUUGACAAGUUUUAAAAUACAAGAAAAAUUGGUGAAUGUUGUGUGAGUUGUUUAACAGAUAUUUUUAAUUGAAAAAGGGCAGGUUAAACCCGGAGUUUCUUGUCUCCAGUAAUUUUUUAUUCUUAUUGCUAUUAUUUGCCAUUAUUUACCUAUUUAAUUAACCACAUUAUGGCUUAACGUUUGCUGAUCUCUGUUUCUAUAUUGAUAUGUAAUUUUUAUUUGAACCCAAAUGUUCCAGCUGCAAGUAUGAUAAAUGGCAGCUUCAUAAUAAUUAAGCAGUUAAGAUUAUUAUUUCUAUUAGGAAAAAAUAAGAAUAUCAUUUUGAUAUUUUAUCUCCAUUGAUAAGAUGAUGAAGUCGAUAAAGUCGAUUGGAAUAAAUAAAAAAUAAUCUUAAACGUAAAUAUCGAAUUCGAAAUUGUGUAAUUUUAGCUAAAUUUAUUUACGGGAGUUUCCUACAUAAUUUAAUGAUUGAAGAAGAAAUAAGGAACAACGACAGAAAAAGUGGAAACAAUCAAAUCAAAACGUAUUGUUUAGUAAUCGUUCUGUAUAUUAUCGUGCUAACCCGUUACAUGUAUAUUUUUUUACAACAUGGUAUGUAGAAUACCGUUUAAUAAAAGUGAUUUUAAUUAUUAA
This is a messenger RNA of Agrilus planipennis (emerald ash borer), 1800 nucleotides long. RefSeq names its product 3'-5' ssDNA/RNA exonuclease TatD. Gene Ontology annotation, cellular component: cytosol. The record is from RefSeq and is a predicted model, not a curated record. Gene Ontology annotation, molecular function: single-stranded DNA 3'-5' DNA exonuclease activity. The transcript is spliced from 6 exons. Lineage: Eukaryota; Metazoa; Arthropoda; Insecta; Coleoptera; Buprestidae. The coding region runs from base 172 to 1095 and encodes 307 amino acids.